Penicillium angulare is the source of this 288-nucleotide messenger RNA. RefSeq lists its product as uncharacterized. The transcript is spliced from 2 exons. Bases 1 to 288 code for a protein of 95 amino acids. The record is from RefSeq and is a predicted model, not a curated record. NCBI's taxonomy places the organism in Eukaryota, Fungi, Ascomycota, Eurotiomycetes, Eurotiales, Aspergillaceae.
AUGCCUCCAAACAUGGCAAGGAAGAUCACCGAUAACGCAGAUCUAGUCAGGCCAAUUGGGUUUGAGCCUCUGUCCUAUGAGCCAGUCAAGGUGGACGAUAUUCGUCGUCCUCUCUGGAAUCAGACUAUGAUCCUGGCCAUGGAGGAGCUGGCCAAUGGUAUUGAGGCCAGUGGGGAUUCUGUGAAAGCUGAGGCCCUGAGGAAGACGCUUGAACUUGCGAGUUCGGAGUUUGAGAAAGGGGCUGGUGUGGAAGUGACGUGGUUCUAUUUUAUUGCGAAGAAGCUGUAG